Fusarium tjaetaba is the source of this 1419-nucleotide messenger RNA. RefSeq names its product actin 4. The transcript has 2 exons. Gene Ontology annotation, molecular function: chromatin binding. Gene Ontology annotation, cellular component: NuA4 histone acetyltransferase complex; SWI/SNF complex. The coding region runs from base 1 to 1419 and encodes 472 amino acids. NCBI's taxonomy places the organism in Eukaryota, Fungi, Ascomycota, Sordariomycetes, Hypocreales, Nectriaceae. Gene Ontology annotation, biological process: regulation of transcription by RNA polymerase II. The record is from RefSeq and is a predicted model, not a curated record.
AUGGCUCAACAGCCCCUUCCCACGUCUAUGCAGCCCACUGACAUCUAUGGAGGAGAUGAGGUUUCUGCCCUCGUUCUUGAUCCUGGAUACUGCUAUACUCGAGCUGGAUUCGCCGGCGAAGAUGUUCCUAAAUCUAUCCUCCCAUCGUUUUACGGCCACACAACCGGCGACAGCCCUAAAGACCUGUUUGGUGAUGAGUGCCUCAUCCCUCGCCCCGACUUCGAAGUCCGCAACUACAUGAAUAAGGAUAGUGUAGUGGAGGAUUGGGAUGUUGCUGCUCGAAUUUGGGAAAACAUGCUUGUUAAGCGCUUGCAACCCGAACGACAAACACCUCCCUCGAAGAACGGUCUAAACGACGACCCCAAGGCAGAAGGCCAGGAUGGAGAGGGCGAUGUGGCCAUGGACGACGCCGAUGCUGCCGAAUCUGCCGAGAAGCCGUUGGGCGAGAAUCCCCUCUUGAUUACAGAGGCUCCCUGGAAUACACCCAAGGCUCGUGAGAAGGCUAUUGAGAUCAUCAUGGAGAACUGGGGGUGCCCUGCCUUCUGGCUGAGUCGCACUCCCGUGUUGGCAGCAUUCGCCGCUGGCAAAGCUACCUCACUAGUUAUUGACGUGGGCGGUGCCAACACCUCGGUCACAGCUAUCCACGACGGCAUGGUGCUGAAGCGAUCUAUCCAGAAGUCUCCCGUUGGUGGCAUCUGGCUCUCUUCUCAGAUCCGAAAUCUCUUUGAAGCUUCAGAGCCCAAAAUCGAGCUGACACCCACCUUCAUGAUCGAGAACAAGACACCUGUCGACGCCCUGGCACCUCCUUCAGUCCGACUACGACACUUCCCCUUCCAGAUUAACGAUUCAUUCCGCGCAUAUGAGGAAGAGCGUGUGUUGACGGAAUUCAAGGAGUCAGUAGUAGAAGUCUGGCGAGGCCCCGGUCGUUACAGUGUUUCCGGCAAUGAGGAUUAUGUUAAGACGCAACCCGGCCGGGUGUUCGAGAUGCCAGAUGGUUACAACCAGAUGUGGCGCGAGCAGCGGUUCAGAGUGACAGAGGGCAUGUUUGACGAGACCGUCGGAUACAAUGGCUCUGACUCUGAGCAACUCACCAAAGCGCAAACCAUCCCCGAGCUUAUCCGCUCUGCUUUGAACGCGGUUGACGUCGAUCUUCGAGGCAACCUCCUGGCUAACGUCGUCGUAACUGGCAGCACCAGUCUGGUUAACGGGUUCAACGACCGCCUGAACAACGAGUUGAUGGCGAUGUAUCCUGGGCUCAAGAUCAAGAUUCAUGCGGCAGGCCUCACGAGUGAGCGACGCUUCGGUGCCUGGAUCGGCGGUAGCAUUCUCGCUAGUCUGGGCACUUUCCACCAGAUGUGGAUUUCGCGAAAGGAGUACGAGGAGAAUGGACCUAAUGUUGUUGAGAAGCGAUGCAAGUAA